AUGAAGAAAUUUGCAAAAUUUUGGAAUCAUUACACACCGCAUACCAUCGUAUAUUAUGAACGUAAAAAAUUCCACGAUGCAAAGCGAGAGGAAAAUGAAUCAGUAUCAAAUUGGUAUGCCCGCAUUAAACAUUUGGCACUACAAUGCAAGUAUGGUCCAAAUUUGAAUGACAUGGUGAAGGACAAAUUUAUUACGCAAUUGCCGGAGAAAAUUUUCAACAAAAUUUGUGAGGAAGAUGAGACAUUGCAGCUUGCAUCAGCAUUGUCAAAGGCAUUGAUUGCGGAGACCAGAAUGGCAUCAAGACACGAGCACAUCGACGCAAACGUUAAUUUUGUGGGGCACAAUGGGAAGGCCCGUAAACCAGGCAACAACUCCAAAGAGAAGCAACCGCAUGGCAGGAAGACUGCAUGUACGAGCUUAUCCAACAAUGAGUGGUCGGACACGUACAGGGUACAGGUCGAAAUUGAAGGUUUCAAAUUGACAAUCGCAUGUGAUACGGGAGCACCGUGCACUUUUGUUUCAAAGGCAUUCUACCAAAAACAUUUGUCGAACUGUUUGAUCGAAAAUUGUGACGUUUCAUACAUGGCUUAUGGAGCCUGGAAGUCCAAAAUUGAAAAAAAUUUGCGCAUGCUAGAAGAAAAAGGUGUUCUUGAACAAGUUGAAAGUUCAAAAUGGGGCACUCCAUUAGUUCCUGGCCCUAAACCAGAUGGUGAAUUGCGCACAUGUGGUGACUACAAAGUCACAAUUAAUAAAUUUCUAGUUGAUGUAAAAUACCCCUUACCAUUGAUUGAAGAGAUCUUUGCAUCGCUUCAAGGGGGCGAAUUAUUUAGUAAAUUAGACAUGAGUUCUGCAUAUAACCAAUUGUGUUUAGAUGAACCAUCACAGCUGCUAUGUACUUGGUCUACACAUAUUGGUACUUUUAAAAUGAAAAGAUUGCCAUUUGGUGUUAAAACCGCACCAGCCAUUUUCCAGAUGACCAUGGAAAAUGUACUAAGAGGUGUUAAUGGUAUUUGUGUUUAUCAGGAUGACGUAACCGUCACAGAUCACAAGCCAUUGUUGACUCUGUUUGGUGAGAACAAGGGACUUCCCUUGAUGGCCGCAGCACGUAUUCAACGUUGGGCACUCAUUUUGAGUGGAUUUAGCUACAAAAUUGAAUUUGUCAAAGGGGUCAACAAUGAUGCUGAUGCUUUGUCUCGCAUACCCCAACGCGCCCUUAGCAUUGAUACGCAGGAAGCAAAUUAUGUUAACUUGAUUGAAAAAGACAAUACUUUGCGGAUAAAUUUCAGAGAUAUUUCCAUUGAAACUCGACGCGAUCCCAUUUUAAGCAAACUUCGCGAAUCAGUUGAAAACAAUUCUGUGGCAAAGCUAGAUUCUAGUUUUGAUGCGUUCAAGCAGAAAGCUAUUGAGCUAACAGUUCAAUACGGGUGUGUAAUGUGGGGUUAUAGAACCAUUAUUCCUUUAAAAUUUCGUAAAUAUGUGUUAAAUGAAUUACACUCAUCGCACAUGGGUAUCGUUAAGACAAAAGCUCUAGCUCGUUCAUACGUUUGGUGGCCAAAAAUUGAUCAGGACAUUGAAAAUUUAAUAAAAAAUUGCUUACCGUGUCAGCAGUUACAAUCUAGUCCACCCAAAGCUGAGUUGAUUUCGUGGAAACCCACUGGGGAAAUUUGGAAUCGUAUCCACAUCGAUUUUGCAGGUCCAAAAGUUAACUUUUACUACAUGAUCAUCAUUGAUUCACACUCUAAAUGGGUUGAAGUUUUCAAAACGAAAACAAUUACUUCUGCAUUUGUUGUAAACAAACUGCGCGAACUGUUUAGUCGUUACGGCAUAGUCGAAACUAUAGUAACGGACAAUGGCACCCAGUUUACGUCGGCUGACUUUAGGGAAUUCGUCAACAAAAAUAACAUUAAACAUGUUUUAACAGCCCCAGGUCACCCUUCGACCAAUGGCCAAGCAGAAAAUUUCAUAAAGUCAUUUAAAAAGUCUCUUCAUGCCAGUUUAAAUGGUUUGAAACAAUUUGAUAUUGACACUAUUAUAACUAGAAUAUUAUUUGAUUACCGUAAUACUACUCACUGUACAACGGGUGAAACACCAUCCAAAUUAUUUUUUGGGCGCUCUUUGCGAACUCGUUUUAGCAAUUUAAAACCACCCACGGUACAGGAAGUCAUUCAUGAAAAACAAAAACAACAACAGAAGCAUUACGUGGGAAAUCGCAAUGUAAAUUUUCAACCAGGACAAAAAGUUAUGAUUAGAAAUUAUAAAAACCCGAAUAACCCUUCAUGGUCUCAAGCAACUAUUAAGAGAAAGAUUGGUUCCCGUAAUUAUAUUUGUGUCUACACUCAAAAUCAAAAAGAAAUCAAACGGCACAUUGAUCAGAUUCGUGAUCAAUCAAUAAAAUCAGAGUCACCAAACGAUAUUUCAUACGGAAUAGAUAGUACUUCAAACGAAGAGAAUGGCGAGAUACAAAGUGACACAUCCAUUGAAGGUGCAUGCCCCGAUUCUCAACUAUCACUACCAAACACUAAUGAUUUAAAUAACAAAGAACCGGAUUAUGUACCUGUUGUUUCUGACCAAUCUGAGUUGGAUACUGGGGACGAAAAUCCAACAGACCAAGAUUGUGAAAGGGAAGGGAUGAGAAAGCUUCGCCCUCGUAAAGAUGGCAAGGCUAUCAAACCAUAUACUUAA
Rhagoletis pomonella (apple maggot) is the source of this 2682-nucleotide messenger RNA. RefSeq lists its product as uncharacterized. NCBI's taxonomy places the organism in Eukaryota, Metazoa, Arthropoda, Insecta, Diptera, Tephritidae. Gene Ontology annotation, molecular function: nucleic acid binding. The record is from RefSeq and is a predicted model, not a curated record. The coding region runs from base 1 to 2682 and encodes 893 amino acids. The transcript is spliced from 4 exons. Gene Ontology annotation, biological process: DNA integration.